Molecule: messenger RNA, 676 nt
Organism: Chenopodium quinoa (quinoa)
Lineage: Eukaryota; Viridiplantae; Streptophyta; Magnoliopsida; Caryophyllales; Amaranthaceae
Exons: 2
Coding region: 30-584 (184 amino acids)
Source: RefSeq, a predicted model, not a curated record
ACCCGUUCACUGGGACUUCUUCCCCGGCCAUGACAGAGUACAUGGCUUGGUACCGUCGCAUCACGAGACUGGUCAUUACUCCACCUUCGCAGGAGCGCCCCCCGAGUCAUUACCAGCCAGCUACCUCUGACCUCCUGCUUGCACAUGCAUUUGCUGAUUUGCACGUCCAGCUAUCGGGAGCUACUGAGACCAUCUCCCACUUGCCACCAGAGACGGCUAUACCAUUUGCCAUACAGACGAUGCAGGGUUUUACAUCAUUUUGUGGCCAAACCUUGUCUAGGGUGGGGCAGUCACACCUUAUUCAGCAGCCUCGACCGUCCACGUCUUCAUCUUCUACUGUGCACAUUAUGCCGAUCAGACCACCACCUCAUCGUGGAGGCCAUUCAGCACGUGCCUUCCGUCCACCGACUCCUUCUCAGCAUACUAUCAUGACAUCUCCUCCACUAGUGCAUCGCCAGUAUCAGAGAAACCGACGGCGUAGCAACACUACGUCUGGGGUUGGAGUUGGCCUGGAUGACAUUCCAGAGGAGACAGCUGCAUCAUCUUCAUCGUCACCUCAUGGGAAGAAGCAACGCCCGAGCUAAGUGUAUAUUUUGGAACUAAACUAAUUUUUUUGUAAAUGCUUAGAAUUGGAUUUUGUUAUAUUUAAUCAAUUGAAAAAUAUUCGACUUUGCAA